AAAAAUAAUAAAAGAGAGAGGGGCUGGGCGGCUCUUGGGUGAAAUUGGGUGGGUUGUGACCUCUCCGCCGAUUCUACCCAACGCCCCUCUCCUCGCCGUCGUGGUUAUAGCCGGCGGCGUGAAAACUGAUGGCUAACCGCCAGCUCUCUAGCACCCUUAAGAACUUAAAGUUCAUGCAACGGGCAUCCCUCAAGGAUGAUAAGGUCAAGGAAGUUGAUAAGGACAAGCCCUUGGCAAACUUCGACGUUGUCCCGGCCCCUGCCGGAAGAUGCAUUGUUAUAAUGGAAGGUGAUCCUCAUCCAGGAGCUUUAAAAGGUCGGAUGUCCUUUCAGAGUUUCAAUCCCUCAAUAGAUAAACUAAAUGAAGAGGCUGCAAAUAACCAACAAAAUGUUGCUACUGCUUCAAAUAGCUAUGGAGAUUCAUCUAGAGUAGGUGAAGCCACGGCCAUAGGCUCCAGGGAGCCGAGAAUAGGAAGAUCAAACAAUGGUUCAGACGUUGGCCUCAAGAGGAAGCAACCUGAAGUGGAUAGCAACAGCACAACUCCUGAGGAGAUGCUUAAAAUCUAUAGUGACCAAGGUAAACAGUCAUCCUCUAACAAUAGAACAGGUUCUCUUAAGCAACAGAAACGGGGAAAACUUGACUGGAAUGUUCUAAGACCCACCACAAUAUGAUCAAUAGGGUUAGCACAUACAUUCAAAUGUAUUUGUUUAUUUCUCCCCUCAUUAUCUGUCGUUUGUUAUUUUUUUUUUUUCAUAGUUUCAGUGUACUCAUUUGUAACAAAAUUUAGUAGCAACAUGGAUCUGACAUCGGCGAGCUUCUCUACAAUUCGGAUGAGGCAGUAGUUUAUUUUGUGUUCAGACAUUGUUAAAAACUUAAAAUGCUGUUGUGUUCUCA
Zingiber officinale is the source of this 894-nucleotide messenger RNA. RefSeq lists its product as uncharacterized. Gene Ontology annotation, biological process: maturation of 5.8S rRNA. Bases 129 to 671 code for a protein of 180 amino acids. The record is from RefSeq and is a predicted model, not a curated record. NCBI's taxonomy places the organism in Eukaryota, Viridiplantae, Streptophyta, Magnoliopsida, Zingiberales, Zingiberaceae. The transcript has 5 exons.